Molecule: messenger RNA, 1065 nt
Organism: Vicia villosa (hairy vetch)
Lineage: Eukaryota; Viridiplantae; Streptophyta; Magnoliopsida; Fabales; Fabaceae
Exons: 1
Coding region: 1-1065 (354 amino acids)
Molecular function (GO): RNA binding
Source: RefSeq, a predicted model, not a curated record
AUGGAGUGCAAUCGAGUGAAGGGAAGAAGGUUUCGCAACUACGCUUCACAGUGGGAUUCUUUCCCUUUCAGUAGGGCGCAAGUGGAGUCUUCGGAGGUGAUUUCAUCUAUUUUCUUUUCUGAGUUUCUAGAGAGGAUAAGAGCGGCAGAUAUCUUCAAACUGUUUGGGUGCAUCGGCGAUGUGGUGGAGGUGGUGAUUCUGCCUCGGAGAAACAAGAUGGGGAAAAGGUAUGGUUUUGCUAGGUUCAGAGGUGUUAAAGAUUCUAGGUUAUUGGCGGUCAAAUUGGAUAGCUUUUUUAUCGAUGGGAGAAAGAUUCAUGCUAAUAUUUCUAGGAUUGAUAGAGGAUUAGGGGAUGCAUUUUGGCGGAGAUUAGGUUAUAAUGAGGGGGCUGCGGUGCUGAGAAGGGGAGAUUCUAUGGAUGGGAUGAGUUCUUUUGUGGGAGUAAAAUAUUUCGCAAACAUUGUAUCGGAAGGGAAGAAAAAGGUUGUUCAUGAUGCUCACUCGUCCUUUGCUUUCAGCUUUAAACCUAAACAUUCUAACCAAUGGAAGAAGGCCUUUGUCGGUGAAGUGCUUUUUUCGAGUGAGUCUUUUAAUAUUCAAACUCAUCUAGAAGUUAAAGGGAUCUCUGUUGUCAAAGUUUGUCCGAUUGGUGCGAACCUUUUUUUGUUAGAGGAAACAGCGGAAGGUAUGAUUCUAUAUUUGAUUAGUGAGGGGAGUUCUAGGUGGAAACAAUGGUUCCGAUCUAUUAGACCUUGGAGGACGAGUGAUGUAGAUUCAGUCAGGUUGGCAUGGAUUCAUGUUCACGGCAUUCCUUGCCAUGCUUGGUGUUUCGAAUUUUUUGGGAAGAUCGCUAACUACAUUGGCACAUUUGUUUCGGUUGAUGAGAACACGAUGAAAGGUAGUAAUAGGGACAUCACUAGGUUUAUGGUGAGAGUCCCUGUGAAUUUUGUUUUGAAAGAACGGAUUAUCAUUGAUAUUGAUGGUGUUGAGUUUGAUUUAGUUAUGCGCGAGGAUUUGUACGGUGCGAUGAAGUAUGUCAAAAGGCUGGGAAGUGAUAAGGGUUAG